Messenger RNA from Limulus polyphemus (Atlantic horseshoe crab), 1529 nucleotides. Its product is annotated as homeobox protein ARX-like. Gene Ontology annotation, biological process: regulation of transcription by RNA polymerase II. Lineage: Eukaryota; Metazoa; Arthropoda; Merostomata; Xiphosura; Limulidae. The transcript is spliced from 3 exons. The coding region runs from base 1 to 798 and encodes 265 amino acids. Gene Ontology annotation, molecular function: DNA-binding transcription factor activity, RNA polymerase II-specific; RNA polymerase II transcription regulatory region sequence-specific DNA binding. The record is from RefSeq and is a predicted model, not a curated record.
AUGCAAAUGAUUGAUCAUUCAGCUUACUCUCGUAAAGAAUGUAUGGUUGAGGAGCUUGAAUUCAGAUUUCACUUUUAUGCAGUUUUUGAGAAGUCGACAAAUCCUUACGAUAAGGCUAUCAACCGCAUGCUUAUUGCACGGCCUCAGGGUCAGCAGCUUUUCGAGAUAGAGAAAAUCAUUAGUACACACGUAUGGUUCCAGAACCGGAGAGCCAAAUGGAGAAAGCAGGAGAAAGCAUCAGGGAACGUUACACAAGUUCAAGGUUACAAUCCUUACACCUUACCGCCGCCAGCUACCACUGCAACGACAGUCCUCGGACCACAAAAUCAUUAUACUACGCUCAACUUCACUAGAAAACCGUAUGAUUCUGCACUUUUCACCUCGCGUCUGCCUCCCGUGUUUUUGCCCUCCGCAGCUACAGCUUUGUUACCACCAAUUGGAUCAUAUAUGGGGCCAUCGGCAUAUGCCUUGCGUGAUUUAGUUUCUUACCCGAAUUCACUCCUGCCUAUAAGCAUGUCAACUCCAUUUUCUUCUCCGUUUCCAGCGACAUCGUUUCAGACAUUACUGGCUAAUUUAUCGGCUCAAAGCAGGCCAAAGUUGCCAGGAGAGUCAACCAACGAAUAUUACGCAGGACUUUUCAAUCACGUUCCUUCAGCCUCAUCAAGCACGAGCAGUCUACCCGAUACUGUUGAGUUUGACCGUCGGAGCUCCAGUAUAGCAGCUCUUCGUAUGAAGGCAAGGGAGCAUGAAGUUCGCAUGGAAAUUAUUCGAAAAGCAAAUGGUGAAUUUAUCAGUUGAACGUGUUUCUUAUGACCUGAAAAACAAAGGAAAAUAAUCAGAUCCUGUUGAAAAGCGUAUGUCACCUCCUUUGAAUGUUGUGUUAGACCAAAGAUACAAUCAACUCCUUAAAAACGUUGUUUGAAACGUAUUUUGUGGGAAUGUACUCAUCAACAAUGUUUUUGUUGUUAGGUUUUUUCAUAUUUGUACACUGAUUCCGGGGAGUCUUUAGUGCCUUUAGUUUUCGUCUAGUGUAUAGCAUUUCGACUGAAACAAACCCAACAUAGUUGUGUAAAUUGACACUUUCAGUUUUAGGCGCAGCAUCAGAUCAUCACUUAUUCAAUGCCUGGUGUUUUCGAACGUUACAAAGAAGUCUGAUAUACAGAAGUACCGGCCAUUAUUUCAAUCACUUCGGGAAGUUAACUGCUCGAAACUUGGAGACUGUCCUUUCCUGGUGCACCUUUUCCACUUGGAGAUGGUUCCACUUCCAGACUAUGUUAACACUGUUCGGCAGUUCAAUUAAUACUAUGUUAACACUGUUCGGCAGUUCAAUUAAUUAUAAAUUUAGUUUCCCACACUAAAAGUUUUUGUUGUUUUAAAACUCUUUACUUAGUUUAAUAGUUAACAAAGAAGGAAAACAUAUUUGUUUCCAAGUGAGCACGUUGGAAAGUUGCUAUACUGUGCUUUAUGUGUUGAUAAAUUAUUUAUUACAGGCGUAAGCCUUGAACACUAAAACUGAUGUUUAAAGCAAA